Molecule: messenger RNA, 2403 nt
Organism: Diaporthe batatas
Lineage: Eukaryota; Fungi; Ascomycota; Sordariomycetes; Diaporthales; Diaporthaceae
Exons: 2
Coding region: 819-1418 (199 amino acids)
Source: RefSeq, a predicted model, not a curated record
UUGUCGAUCGUCUGUCUACGUACUUGCUCACUGACACCCUCAAGGUUGGGCGACAUCCAAAUCAACAUUUCGUAUCCGGAUGCCUUCACCGGCUUACUGACACACAUCGUUUCUGAGCCGUGGGCGUGAGUGCCAGUCGUACGAUAUGGCGCAGGCUCGUGGCGAAGGCUUCUCUCCGUGACGACAUGUCCCUUUGCACGGGUUGAGGCCGAGACAGCCGGGGCUGACCUCAGUCAUCAUCAUCAUCACUGAUCAGUCACGGAACUGCGCGGAAGCUUGCAGUUACGUAGGCUAGCCUUGUCUCGGCCACCAGGCAACCCACCUGGACAGUCUGUUCAGCCCAAGGCAAAAAUAGACGAACGAGCUGUCUGAGAUGGUCCAUCCGGCUUCACCGUCAACGCCCUCUUCUGGCGGCUGCUUUCCUUGGACCCAUGGAAUCCGGGGCCGCUGAGCCCGGCAGGUGAGGAAACGACUCGGAGCAUGAUGCAGCCCUUCGUAUUGUGGAUUCCGCUCGUACGUGGAGGUCGGCAACUUCCUCUUUCCUAUUCUGGCAACUGUGUGGUAUCGCCCUUGGCAGGUGCUGCAUGCAGGCGGUCUGCAUAUAAAUGCAGCAUUCGCCUCUUCUCCCCGCCAAGGGCUUUCUUUCAGUCCCGUCCCACUCGUUGCAGUGUCGAUCAUCUUAGGAUCAACUGAACAUAUCUACUCACCCUUAUUAAUCUUUAAUUGCUACCCACUCUGUCAGCCCAGUCUUUGACCUCUACCUUCUCCCUUCUCUCACUCACACUUACCGUCAAUUCAUAUCGUCGAAAUUUGACGUCAUGAAGUGCAUUCUCUCUGCCCUCCUCGCCUUGACGCUGUCAGUUGUGUCGGCGCAGGACUACAACACCUCCGCGCCCUUCACCCUGAAGCUCGAGAGCGACAAUGAGGACAUAAACGGUCAAUAUCUCGGCGCCUGCCACGCCGGCGCCGCCAUCGAGCAGCUCUGCCUGUCCGGCACGGACGGCACCCCGGUCAACUACAACACCUUUAACCUCAACGUCACCUCGAGCAGCACCGAUUUCGAGAUCGGGCCGCUCGUCUGGCUCCUCCAGGGCUCCGGCUUCAACGUGAGCUCCGGACUGACCUUCACCCAGAAUCUCCACAGCAACGUCGCCGUCCCCACGUUCACGCCCUCCUACAGCUAUGACUAUGUCGGCUUCGACGCCGACAACAAGCUCUUCAUCUACUCCGCCACCUACGACGAGUCCGCCUUCGUGGCUGGCGAGUACCCUACGGGCCAACUUACGACACCCGAGUACCAGUGGUACGCGUGCUACACGUACACUGGAUACUACUAUCACGCUCUUGCCUGGGUCACCACGGGAGAGCCGAUCAACCCUACGUGUGAGGCGGUCAACGUGACCCGCACUUUUGUCUAAGACAGCAAGCGAGCCGCGUUAUUGAGGCUGCACUUGUGGGCCCCUAGUUCGUGCUGAGCGGUGUGCUGGGUUGAAGGAUACUUCGUCAACGCCUCGGAGACGCGGAGGAAUGAACUUUUUAAUGCUAGUAAUGACUUCGAGUAGACGUAAAUAGUAAUCACGAUGGGCAUUGAUUUGUGGUAUUUUGGCUGGGACUAGUUUUCCGCAGUCAGCCUGCGGUCUCGCACAUCUGCCCCUGCCGUGUCACCCACGCGCAAAAUGCCAGGGCCUUGACGCCAUGAUUUGCCUCUUUUUUCUUCUUUUUCUCCGGCCGCAUGAUUGUCUCAUGCUGACACAACCAGCAGUAUUACCACGGAGGACGCCACAUACCAUACUCUGUCCCAUCUGGUUCCAGGGAUGUCAUGCUAGCAGCAGUGGGCUCUGGGUGCGUCACUUCCGUCCAAAAGUGCCUGAUUAUAAGAGUCUUACCGGGAACGAGACCACAGGAAUGAGAAGUGUGCAAGGUAACAUGGAAAUAUUCACAGUCUCUACAAAACACCAAGCUAUCCUAGGGUACUCAUGCGUCAUUAAUCACUCUUCUCUUUUGUACAGCACUAAUGAACUUCCUCUCUAUUACCUAUUGUUGUGACUUGUGUCGAAACUCAAAUCAAUCGAGCAAGCUCGAGCGCAUCUAUAUAUGAUCUAGGUAGACAGACAUAGUAGGCUAGCACACAGCUCCGCUGCUUCGAUUUCGAGGUACACUCUCUAUGGUAGUAACAAGACAGUCAUACAAAUGAUUUAUGCCACUGACAUUAUGACAGUGUCAUGAGGUUUCAGCUGGGACAAUAAGGUAAUUCUAGCAGCCAAAUAAAUUGAUGAAAUCCCCCGCGUUUUUUAUUCAAAACGAGAUUUAAAGUCCGGUAUGCACCGUCAUCUAGAUUGGAAUGAUGCAUGUAUCUAGCCGUGAAGUCCGGAAGCGGUUGCUCAGAAAUCAUUUCACUUUCUC